Molecule: messenger RNA, 2854 nt
Organism: Dothidotthia symphoricarpi CBS 119687
Lineage: Eukaryota; Fungi; Ascomycota; Dothideomycetes; Pleosporales; Dothidotthiaceae
Exons: 2
Coding region: 196-2400 (734 amino acids)
Source: RefSeq, a predicted model, not a curated record
CGACAAUAACAUUCAGCACUCAGCACUCAACCACCCCAUUUCUGCUCUGGUGUAGUUACUACGACACUUUCUUUUUCCCGAGCAUGAGCGAUGCUCGCCUUGUUUUUGUAUCGCCUUUAAUAUUUCCUAUCAGAACACAUUGAAUUGGGAGUGCUGCAUCACCAGGGGAGGCACCCCACGGUAAUACACGGUGUGAUGGCAACAAAAAGCAAUGACUAUGUCCCGAGCCCACGGUGCUGUUGUGGAAGCAGCGACUGUGCUUUUCUCGCACACAAUGGGAAGCUCUUGGAGGGCCUUGAGCGGGAUGUGAGCAAAGCUGCACAGCUGGGCCAAGCCCUGCUCGUCCGCCACGAGGCCUACGUCGCCGACUCGGAGCGCGAGCGCAGGCAGAUGGUCACCACCAUCGAGAGCCUCGAGAAGGAGAAGCUGGCCCUCGAGGCCCGGAACACGCAAACCAUCAAGGCCAACCGCGACCUCCUCGACCAGCUGGAGCAGCUCAACGACGCCGUCUUCGACUCGGACGCCCAGAUCCAGGCCCUCACCGCCACCCUGCGCUCGACCGAGGAGGAACUGCAGCGGAUAAGCUCGCUUGCAGCCCAAACAGAAUUGCUGGAGAGGCAGCUGCUCGAGCUGGAGAGAGAGCAGUCGCAGCUGCAGAGCAGCCUCGACGCCAAGACUGUGGAUGAACGGACGGCCAUACAGCGGUGGAAGAGCGCGGAGAGGACGCUGGGUGACCUGCAGGACCAGAUUGACCGUAUCGAGAAGGAGGCACGGGAAGAGCUGGAUCGCCAUCUUGAGGUCGUGGCGCGCAUGGAACGGAGAAUGGUUGUCGAGAGCGAGCUGAACACGGCCGCAGGGAGACUCAAAGCAAAAGCUGGACAGGCCACGGGAGCCCCAAAUGUCGUCUCGCACUUUGUUAAGGAUAUCCUGCUGGACAAUGCAAACCUGCAACAUGGCAUACUGGAACUGAGGGAAAUGCUCGUGAAUUCAAACGAGGAGGUGGAGAAUCUCCGCGAGCAGCUGAAGGACCACCAACCCGUCUCUUCCUCGCCGACAGAGCACAGUUCAGUCAUGACACUGCAAAAAGAGUUGGAGAUGGGGCCAAUGCUGAACCAGGAACUGCACAUCCACCACCACUAUCAUGCACCCAAGCCUAUCAAGAACCUGCCCAAAGCCCCGAUCCAAGCUCAACGAAGACCAAAGAAGAAACGCUUCAGCCUAACUCCUUCCAACUUCGAUCCUUUCUCUCCGCAACUCGAACGCUCGUCAACAGCCACCAUCCUCUCCCAGACCGCUGUUACAGUGCCCAAUUCGCACCGUUGGUCAAGCGCCACGACCUUGGGUCCAGGCUCUGUUCCAAGUUCUCCAGUCUCCGAAUCGCAUCGAGGAUCUGUAUACGACCGAGUCUUCAGUGACGCAGCAUACGACUCCUCGAGGCCAACCAGCCCCCCUGAUUCGGUCGAUAUGCAAUCGCCCAGGUUCGGGCCUGUGCGCUCCGGCGACUACUCGUUCGAUCCAGACCAGACUCCACGCCACCGAAGACGCAGGUCUGCGAACUUGAAGCCACCCAGCCUCUUGGGGAUCCGUAGUGCGAGCACGCCAAUAUCCAUGACUGGCAAAAGUAGUCCUGCCACCGCCAUUGUGUCAGCUAUCAGCCCCGCCAACUCUUUCACAAACGACGUAUUCACGCUCUCGCCUUCGCCAUCCAUACAUCCUGAACCUCAAUCCGCAAUCCCAGAAGAAAGUGAAGAUAUAUCACCCGGCCCAGCAUCCGUUGCCUCCCCCGAAGAAGACGACAUGAUUCCCCCAAUAACACACACCCAAACCUACACUCGCCCCCGCCCCCCACUCCGCCGCCACGCUUCUCACGAAUCACUAAUCUCCGUCCACGGCAUGGACAUUCAUACCCUUCAAUCCCGUCCAUCGCAGCUCCUCAUCGGCACCUCCUCACACCUCGGCGCAGGAUCCGUCGGUCCUGAACUCACGCCUUGGACCGCCACUGCGCACGGCAUGCUCUCCCGCACACCCGUCGACAUUAACCGCGCGCUACUCGCGCAGAAACGGAGCGGUCCCAGGAAGAGCGAUGGAAACGGAAUCGGGCGGAAAGUAGGGGGCUGGGUGUUUGGAAAGUGGGGUGCCACGCCGGCUCCCGCAGUAGAGAGGCCAGCGAGCAUAUACUCGCAGCAGACGGCAUCGAGUCAAGAGACAGCAACGCCGACGAUAAGUCCAGAAGAAAGCAAGAAGAAAGAUAAAGACAAGUUGGCUGCAAAACUGCGACCAAGCGGUGUCAAUCAGUCAGGUCCAAUCUGGGGUUUCUUCGACGUCCCUGAAACACCAACAACGGUCGUGGUGCAGGACUAUGAUGCUGAUGCGCUGGGUGAGGCGCUCGCUGACGAGUAAUCCUACGCAAAGUUUCCUAUGUUGUGAUAUUUUACCCUCUUUUUCCCUUCCUGUUUUUCCUUAUGUCUUCUGGGGCUAGCUGGCUUUUCAUUAUUGCAUUUUGUGUUUGGUUAGACAUACAUAUCCUUUCUUUCGUUUCGUUUCGUUUUACGACGUGCGUUGAUGUGUGAGAAGACGCAUCGCUGAGAUGGGUAGAUGGUUGAAUUGCAUAGAGAUGAGAUUGGAUGAGGAUGAGGAUGAGAUUGAUACAUAUACCCCCGCUGACGACCACGCGGUAGUCCCGUUUCUUUUGUACAUGGUAGUCAGUAGUAGACGGUGCAGACGAAGUUGAGUUCUAAUGGAGAGGCUAGAUGUAUAUACACUCGCAAGAAGAGUUUGGGUGCAAGAAGGAUGUUUAUAUAUUACUAUGCAGAGAGAUGCAAUAUCUUGCGAAGGGGUGUGAUCAUGUUCUGAC